This is a messenger RNA of Saccostrea cuccullata (small rock oyster), 2362 nucleotides long. RefSeq names its product dopamine receptor 2-like. The transcript is spliced from 2 exons. The coding region runs from base 863 to 2260 and encodes 465 amino acids. Gene Ontology annotation, cellular component: plasma membrane. Gene Ontology annotation, biological process: adenylate cyclase-activating adrenergic receptor signaling pathway. Lineage: Eukaryota; Metazoa; Mollusca; Bivalvia; Ostreida; Ostreidae. Gene Ontology annotation, molecular function: G protein-coupled receptor activity. The record is from RefSeq and is a predicted model, not a curated record.
AGAUACUUCUCACUGCUGAUGUUAAAACCCGGAAAUACUUCUCAUCCAUUAAUUACUUGGUUUCUACGCUCUCGUAUGCUAGCUGCUGUCCACUUAGGGCCGUGUUGGUCAGCUUCCUCUGCACUGUCCUUUUUCUAUUCUGUGGCAGCAUUGAAUCAAUUGAUUGAAGGUAGAAACUGAACAUUCGUGUCUUCCCAUCGUGCGCACGCUUGGAGUUGGACCGUGAUUUUGUUUGAGGAAUCUGUGUUUUCGUGUUUACAGAUUUUGGAGUAGAGCUGGAGUAAUUCGGUGGAUUUUUCUCUCUCUGUAUUUUCAGAUAGACGGGAAAAUUUCUAAUAUAAUUGUCGUCUGGGCAAGAGGGAAAUGCAGAAUUGAAAAAGAUAAUUCGGGAAUUGUGAAGGUCUGAAGCAUACACAGAGGCUUUGUUUCCGUCCCCUCAUAAUUCACAUCACGUCUACCAAUGUAAAGAUCAGGGUCCUCAUCACUACAGCUAAAGAAGCAACUCAGAGACAACCACCUUUUGAUAGUGAUACCUGGAUUGCAUUCCUACGGAGAUUGCAUUCCUAUGAUUAGCUGGCCGGUGAACAAUAUUGAAUUCAAAGUGGAUCGGGAUAUUCAAAAUAUGGUUUUGUUCUCAAAGAAAUAUCAGUAUUAAUGAAACAUUGAAGGAAUCCUUUAAAUGAAAAUUCUAAAAUCAUUCUAAAGAAUGAAGCCUGACGCGAGGUUUUCACACUGAUAUCGUGUGUUACCUGUAGGAAACGCUGGCUGCGAUGCAUUUCUAAGCAUCGAUUCUUUGGAAACGCUGCGUGGGCAUUCCUGUUCUUAAGCAGCUCGCGGGAGCCAAAGUUCACCAAACGUAUUAAUGUCGUAUUCAGACACCAAAAAGAACACAGCAUUUGAAUUUUUACAGUUGACCACGACACAAAAUGAAAACCAAUCGGAUGCACAUGCGGUGUUUCUUGGAAAUGCGUCAAAAGACAUUUUCAUAAAUUUUACGUCAAAUUUCACCAUGGCACAGACGAUGAACGAGAGCACAUAUUCCCCCGGUGAAGCAGCCAUUGGUGUAGUGCUCGCAAUGUUUUCUUUUAUAACUAUUGUUGGAAAUAUUUUAGUUAUUGUUGCAGUGACAAAAGAGCUUUACCUACGAACGGUUACCAACUACUUUAUCGUCUCAUUAGCGGUGGCAGAUCUUAUGGUGGGAAGCAUUGUGAUGCCUUUUGCGAUAACAUUGGAACUUACUGGACAAGUAUGGUUGUUUGGGCCAGAGUGGUGUGAUAUGUGGCAUUCUUUUGACGUUCUAGCAAGUACAGCGUCCAUACUCAACCUAUGUGGAAUAUCUUUAGACAGAUACUGGGCCAUCAGUGACCCUAUCAAGUAUACCUCCAGAAUGACAGUUUGUCGGACGUGGCUUUCUAUAGCUCUCGUCUGGUUACUGUCGGCAGGCAUUUCUUUUCCCGCCAUUGCCUGGUGGAAAGCCGUAACACCGGAUAUACCUGCAGAAAAUGAGUGUAUAUUUACUUCCGACAGUGCCUAUUUAAUCAUUUCAUCACUUGUCUCGUUUUAUUGUCCUUCAAUUAUUAUGAUGGUUGUUUACUGGAAAAUUUAUAUGGCUGCAACAGCACAAAUUCGAAGUUUAAAAGUUGGUCAAAAGACCUUAACCUCUAAUGGCGCCAGGGGGAACCGUGAAGUUAUGACGUUACGAAUACAUCGAGGGGGAGGCGGGGGUGGGACUGCUAUGUCUCGGCAGUCCUCGGACGAGUACUCGCAGUCCUUUGAAAAGUGUCUCAGUGAUUGUGAAAGACAGACAUUAGUGACGAACGGCAAAAGGAAUUCAGAUUCCGCUUCACACCGACCGGCGAGAUGUAUAACCAAACGCAUCCGUCAGUUUGCCAUUAGCAAAAAAUUAACAAAGGUGGCCCGCGAACAAAAAGCGGCCAAAACUCUUGGAAUUGUGGUAGGAGUGUUUAUUUUGUGCUGGGUACCAUUUUUUGUGUUCAAUAUUUUGGAGGGAAUAUGUCAUGAUGAGUGUUUAACACAUAAAGACAUAUUGUUUCCUCUAUUCACAUGGCUCGGAUAUAUUAAUUCAGGCAUGAAUCCUAUUAUAUACGCAUUAUCAAUGAAAGAUUUCCGUCGAGCUUUCGGGAAAAUUAUAUUUUGUUUUUGUCCUAAGACUAAAUUCCAGUAUCAUAAUACAUACCAAUCAAAGAAAUGUUCUUCCACAUCCAGCUUUGUGGUCGUCACUCAGACAGAACGAGGCUGACCUUUGAACUCUAAUUGUGAUGUCAUUGUAGAUUAUUCUGGUGGUCUACCAGAAAUAAAUAUGUGAAUCAUUGUAUGUUUCUUUUUACCUUUAGCAACAUUU